This is a messenger RNA of Periophthalmus magnuspinnatus, 1791 nucleotides long. RefSeq names its product serine/threonine-protein phosphatase 4 regulatory subunit 2-like. Gene Ontology annotation, cellular component: cytoplasm; protein phosphatase 4 complex; nucleus. The transcript has 9 exons. The record is from RefSeq and is a predicted model, not a curated record. Gene Ontology annotation, biological process: protein dephosphorylation. The coding region runs from base 139 to 1275 and encodes 378 amino acids. Gene Ontology annotation, molecular function: protein phosphatase regulator activity. NCBI's taxonomy places the organism in Eukaryota, Metazoa, Chordata, Actinopteri, Gobiiformes, Gobiidae.
AAAAAUCUACUUCCUGAAUUUGAAAUACGUCACUUGGCGCAUGCGCAAGAUGCUCCUGCACUAGCUUUUUGUUGAUUUGCUACAUGCUACUUGUGCUAACAGCAAGUAUUUUCUGCUUAUGUCGGCCUGGACACAAAUAUGGACAUCACCACGUUACUGGAAGCGCUUCAAGAUUUUGAGAAGAAGGGAAAGAAAGAGACCAUUCCACUUCUAGAGCAGUUCCUGUGUCAUGUUGCCAAGACUGGAGAGCCACCGCUUUCAUGGACACAAUUCAAACCAUACUUCAUGUUUAAGUUGGAAAGCAUCAUGGAUAGUUUUCAUGCUUCGGCGCCAGACCAGAGACAUGUAGAUAACCCUAAUGUAGAGCAUGUCACCUUCGAAGAGAUGAAGAACAGAAUCCUAAAAAUAGUUGAUGGCUACAACGGGAUUCCAUUCACUAUUCAGCGCUUAUGUGAACUGUUAACAGACCCUAAACGAAAUUAUUCAGGAACCGGAAAAUUUCUUAGGGGCCUGGAGAAGAAUGUGAUGGUCGUCAGCUGCUUAUGUUCUACAUCAGAAAAAAAUGGGUCCUUGAAUGCAAACAAAAUGAAUGGCGUGAUGUUUCAGGGCAAUUCUCAGUAUUCUGAAAGUCGAAACAUCAAUGGACCAAGCAUGCCAAAACCACUCCACAGAUCAAGGCUGGUUCUGGCAUCUUCAUUUUCAUCUAAUGGGCUCCCAGAGAGUAAAGAAAGUGAGACAACAACAGAGAAGCCAAAAGAACAAAUUAGUGAUACCGCAUUAUCAGAAGAGGAAGUGUCCCCAAACAGCGGGACUAAGAACAAGCACCAGGAGGAAGAGGAGGAAGAGGAACAGAAUGUGGAUGGCCCCGAGGUUAAAAGGCUGAAGACUGAGAGUGAAGAGAAGGAGCCAGUGCGACUAUCAGAGGCACCGCACUCUGGCUCUGAAGAGGACUCCAGUGAUGCUUUCUGUGAGACACCUACUAUUUCGGAAAAAGAGGAGCAAUGCCACGGAGAUGAAAUUUGUGAAAACCAGGACUCAUCUGAAGACAAGACUCCCAAAAAUGAGAUGGAGAACACUGCUGUUGAUCAACAAGAGGCAGAAACCUCCUUCAGAGACAAAAGCCGGGCUCUGAAAGCAGACAGUGUACAGAACAGUGACAUAGGGGAUGGAGAGGACCCAGUGUCCACAUCAGCUUCUCCAGCUGAUUCAACAGACUGUGAUGUUGACUCUUCAGACAGCUCAAAAACAGAACAUAAACCCGAGGGACAAGAUUGAAAACCAAAAGCACAACUUGGCAAAAAACUGUUUACACUGUAUAUUAUUACAGCAAAUGUAUAUUUCUGUAGCACUGUGGUCUUCUAAGCAACAAGACCAGGAACAAUGUGAAGUUUCCUGUUUCCUCUUAGUACAAGCACAUUGUCUGGUCUCUAAACUGGAAGGAUACAAUAAGACUUUAAUGAAAACUUGGCUUUUUCACUGUUAAAAUUUCUUACCAUUUGAUCUUCAUUUUUAUACUUUUACCAGUGUAUUUAAGUGUGGUUACUAAUUUAGGCUGUUGUUUUAUUAAUAUCACAUGAUAGAAAAACAAAAAAGAUUGGUUUACAAAUGGUUUAUCUUGCUCAUAGGUUCUUGUAACUACCAAUAAGGAAACAUAUUUGAUUUCACACAGGUCAUAAAGUUUUAUACAUCUUUGUAAUUAGCCUUGAUAUGUAUAUGAAUUUUGUAAAAACUUGACACCACUUAUUGCUGGCAGUAUGUAACCUUACUGGAUAAAUAGAGGUUUGACUAAAA